Molecule: messenger RNA, 3966 nt
Organism: Adineta ricciae
Lineage: Eukaryota; Metazoa; Rotifera; Eurotatoria; Adinetida; Adinetidae
Source: the annotation of a GenBank genome assembly
AUGGCAACAAUUUGUUGCAAACCGAAACGAACCUCUAACAAAGUUCAAAAUAAGGAAUCAACUUAUCGUCUAACUAAUUUAUCCAACGACGGAGAUUGGUCCCGAGCGAUUCACCAUGAUCUGAACAUCAAACGACGAACUUGCACAACUUUUGUCCCUAAAGACAAAACGAAAUUCGAUCGAAGUCGAAGUCGAAGUGAUGUUCAAUGUUGUUGUAAUCGUCUUCAUCGUGAACAUUCAUGGAGUGUUUACGAAGAUCCUGAUACCAAAUGGGAUGCUAAACUUCACACUACAUCAGCUUAUAACAACGCAUACGGAUAUACUUCGAAUAGCCAUGCAAAUUACAUUCGUUGUGAUAUCGAAACUGAUCCGAAAAUUCUCAUGAGAUUAAUGAUCGAAGUUUGGAAGGUACAACCACCACGUUUAAUCAUGUGUAUUAUUGGUGGUGCAAAAUAUUUCAAAUUGAAUGAAAGACUGGAGAGAGAAUUUAUGAAAGGUAUUAUUCAAGCAGCAUUAAAAGCAGAUGGAUGGAUUGUAACAACGGGAUUUAAGACAGGUGUUGUACAACUUGUCGGUGAAGCGAUUCAUGAUCAUAAAGUGACGAAUCCGAGAAGUAAAAUUACAGCGAUCGGUUGUUCGAAAUGGGGAGCGACGAAAAAUCGAGAAUUAUUCGUCUCUUCAAAACCAGCAUCUAAGGAAAGUGUAAAUCCGUCAACUACGAAUGGAUCAAAAACUGAGAAGAAAAGUGAACAAGAGUUAGACCCGAACCAUACACAUUUUCUUCUACUUGACGAUGGAACAUAUUAUAAAUAUGACACCGGAGAUUAUCGUUCGAGAUUUGUUCUUGAUGCUGCUCGUUAUCGAUACAAUGGUGAUUCAACCAGUGAACAACAAGAUGUUCCUGUGGUCACAAUUGUUGUCGAAGGUGGACCGGAUACUUUGUUAACGAUUUACAAAGAUCUUCGUCAAGAUAUUCCAAUUGUUUUGAUUGAUGGAAGUGGUCGAGUGCCGAAUCUUUUGGCAAAUUUUCUAAUUCGUACAGAGACAAUGAUAAAUCGAAUGGGAAAAGAAGAAAUGGUCACUUGGAAACAAGCAGUUGAUAUCAAAACUACGAAGGAUAUUGAAGGAUUAAAAAGCCAAUUUUAUUCUUAUGCUGAUGAAAUCUGUGAUGGAUUAAAAGAUAUCUCGAAAGGAUCGAAGAAGAACGAAAAUUUCGAGGAAUUAUUUCAUUGUAUUCUUUAUUGUUUACAACCAGCUGUUCGAUCAAGAAUUCGAAUAUAUAGUCUUGACAAUGAUCGAGAUUUAGAUGAUACGAUUUUCGAAGCGAUCAUUCAUGCGAAACAAGAGAAAAGUUCCGAUGUUUCCAGUCGAAAACAAUUAUUGAGAUUAGCUUUGGCUUGGGAUGCGAUUGAAGUUGCGAAAGAACUGAUUAUUAAAGAUGAUUUGAGCGAUUUUGAUGAACAAUCGAAGAAUCAAUUAUUCAUCGAAGCACUUAAACGUGAUCGUUCACAAUUUAUCAACACGUUUAUAAAACUAAAUUUCGAUGUGGCAAAGAUCUUUUACGAAAGUCAAAUAAAUAAACCUUGGAAACUCAAAUGGAAACAAUUGGCUGAUAUUUACAAAGAAGAAUAUACAAAAGAUAAAGAACGUCUUUAUCUCUUAGAAAAAUGUAAUCGAAGUCGACCAAUCGAAACUCGAGAUGAUCUUGAUCGAAUUUUGAAGACAGUUGUUGGUGAUUACAUGAAAUCGACCUACGCUCCAACAGCUAGUGGAUUUUGGGGACGCUUAUUAAUCUGUUGUCGAUGUCCACAGCGAAAUCGUGUGUCGGAUAGUCGUGCUAAUUUAUAUACAGAUGAUGAUAUCGACGAGACAGGAAUAUACAAUCCAGAAGAAGCGAAGAAAGAAGCGCGAGAACUUGCCCUACGAGAUUUAUUUUUCUGGGCAAUACUUACCAAUCGAUUGGAUAUGGCCAAAGUAUUUUUAGGACAUAUGCAGGCGCGUAUUUGUGCGGCUUUGAUCGCAUCGAAAGUCUUGAAGUGUUAUGUUGAAUAUGCACGAGAUAAUGAUUCGAAAGAUGCGUUAAGUUCAGAGGCAGAGCAGUUCGAAGAUUAUGCAAUUAAAUGUUUGAGAUUUUGUUAUAAUUAUGAUGAAUCGAUUGCAUGUGAAAUUGCUAUUCGACGAAUUAACAUUUUCGGAGGUGUUUCAUGUCUUCAGGUCGCAGUUGACGCUGAUGACAAAAAUUUCGUUGGACAGCCAUGUUGUGAUCAGUUAUUAAACAAUGUUUGGUAUGACAAAUUAGAUCCUUACAAAACGACAUUGAUUCGCCGCGUUCUCGUACUUAUAAGCGUUUGUUCAUUUGGUUUGUUGGCACCAUUGUUAGUUGCGUAUCGUAAACCACCAUUGGAUUCGGAAAACGAUGGUUUUCAGUCGUUUGAAAAGACAAAACACUCAAUGACUGUUAACGAAACACAGGAUGAAACUGAUCCAUUGAUCCCCAAAAGAAAGCAAAGAUUAAAUGAUCAUGGAAUCCACUAUUCGGAUAAUAUCAUUUCUUCAUCAAAUUUAACCUUUUCGAAAAAGGUUAAAUUAUAUUUCCGUCAAUUGAAACAAUUUCAUGAGUCGCCUUAUAUUAAAUUCUUAUACAAUUCUGCUAGUUACAUCUUUUUCUUGUUGCUCUUUUCGUACUACCUGUUAUUUAAUUUCAAUCCACCAACAGAUGAUAUUCCUAGUAUUAAUUGGACAGAGAUUUUGGUUAUUAUCAUGAUUACAACGAUGUUAAUGGAAGAUUUUCGAAAAUUCCUCUGUCAAGAGAAUCGAUCAUUCAUGGGCAAAAUGCAAAAUUAUUUCAUCAAAGACGCAUUUUUCAGUUCAAUUCGUGUUGCAUCGUACCUUCUCUUUUACAUUGGUUUAAUCCUUCGCUUUGCAAAUGCAUCAACUCCCGAAGAUUUCUCCUCGGCAAAAAUCGUUCUUGCUUAUGACUUAGAGAUCUGGUAUAUUCGAUCAUUGGCUUUUCUCGGCAUCGCAAAAAACCUCGGACCCAAACUUGUUAUGAUCCGAAGAAUGGUUAUCGAUUUGUUCUUCUUUAUCUAUAUUAUCAUAGUCGCAAUGGUUGCAUAUGGUGUGGCUUCACGCGCGAUGUAUGACUUUAAUGCUGAUGCGGACAAUGAUGAUUUGACAUUUGACGGUCGAUCGAUCUUUCGACACAUCAUCUAUCCGAGUUAUUAUCUUAUGUAUGGAGAAACUGAUGGAGACACGCAAGCACUUGAUCAAAAUCCGAAUGCGUCUACAUCUAUUGCUACACAUGUUUUAUUAGCCUUUCAUAUGUUAUUCGUGAAUAUUUUACUUAUUAAUCUUCUCAUUGCCAUGUUUAGUUUUACAUUUGAAUCGGUUCAAACUCAAACAGAUCUUGUGUGGCGCUAUGAACGAUAUUCAUUUGUUCGGGAAUAUUUCGAUCGUCCACCACUUUUUCCUCCAUUUAUUUUUAUAACACAUUUUAUUGAAUUAUGCAAAUUAGUUCUUCGACACUUACCGUGUGCAAAACAUCCUUCAUCAAGAAUACGACCAGCGAAGACAUUUAAAAUGGUCGCUGCCACUGAACAAAUUGAAAAAGAAUGGUCGGAAUUUGAAAGUUAUUCAACGAAUUCAUAUGCUCAAUCAGUUAUUAGUGGCCAGUCGACAUCUACUGCAGCUCUUGUCUCAUCAGCUGCACGACAAGACGCUUCGUCUGUCACAUUAGAUGCUCUCAAUCUCCCUCAAAUAUCACCGAAUUUCGAUAUCAAGUCAAUCACCGAAGAAAUGUCAUCAAUCAAAAAAGCUGUGGGAGAUCUUCGAACUUAUGCUGAAGAAAUGAAUCGAUGUAUGCAAUGGAUGAUGGACGCAAUGGAACGUGUGAGGAUGUCGAAAGAUCCAAAACCACGAUUACGAUCAGCGAUAACAACGAGUGAUAUUCAACUCACCGAUGAAUGA